UGCCCACGUCUGCUGAUCUUAUAUAAAUUAACAUUAGUGUUGCAGACAUAUUCAACAUACCAAUGGAAACCUCAUUCUACCACUACAUUUUGCUCUUCACCAUUCUCCUUUUCUUCAAAAACUAUUUGCAGAAAUAUAACAAAAGACUCCCACCAAGCCCUGGUUUCUCUUUGCCCAUCAUAGGCCAUCUCCACCUCAUCAAGAAACCCCUCCACAGAACACUUGCCAAACUAUCCGAAAAAUACGGUCCAGUUUUGUACAUCCAAUUCGGAUCGCGCCCCGUCAUUGUUGUGUCCUCUCCCUCCGCUGCCGAGGAAUGCUUCACCAAAAACGACGUCAAUUUUGCCAACCGUCCCGGGCUGCUAGCUGGAAAACACCUUGGAUACAACUACACCACCCUUGUUUGGGCCUCUUACGGCACUCACUGGCGCAACAUGAGACGCAUAGCUUCGAUUGAACUGUUGUCAUCUCACCGCCUUCAGAUGUUUUAUGGCAUCCGUGUGGAAGAAGUCAGGUCACUGCUUAGCCGGCUUUUUCGAGGUUCCAAACCUGGUGAGUUUCGGAUUUUAGACAUGAAGUCAACGUUUUUUGAGCUGACUCUUAAUGUUUUGAUGAGGAUGAUUGCUGGAAAGCGGUAUUAUGGGGAACAAACGGAGAAAUCAGAGGAAGCUCAGUUGUUCAAAGAGAUGGUCAUAGAGACAUUCGAGUUGAGUGGGGCUACUAAUAUUGGAGAUUUCAUGCCGGUUCUGAAGCAUUUGGGAGUAACGGUGCUUGAGAAGAAGUUGGUGUUAUUGCAAAAGAAGAAGGAUGAGUUCAUGCAAAAUUUGAUUGAAGAACAUAGAAAAUUGCAGAGGGGCUCUGUUUCUGAACAGAGGAGCAAGUCCAUGGUGGAUGUCUUGCUUGAUCUGCAAGAAACUGAUCCCGAGUAUUAUAGCAAUGAAAUCGUAAGAGGCAUGAUACAAGUGAUGCUAUCGGCAGGGACAGAAACCUCAGCUGGAACAAUGGAAUGCGCUCUGUCACUCUUGCUCAACCACCCUGAAACCCUAGCCAAAGCCCAAACUGAAAUCGACAUCCAAAUCGGAGAAAGCAGGCUGCUUGAGGAGUCAGACUUUCCCAAGCUUCCCUACCUCCAGGGCAUCAUCAACGAGACCCUGCGGAUGUACCCAGCAGACCCAUUGUUGGUGCCCCAUGAAUCAUCGGAGGAGUGCACUGUGGGAGGGUUCCGUGUUCCACGUGGCGCAAUGCUGUUGGUGAACACGUGGGCUAUACAGAACAAUCCCAAGCUGUGGGCACAGCCUAGACAAUUUAAGCCAGAGAGGUUUUUGAACGUCUGGGAAAGAGAUGGUUUUGUGUUGUUGCCAUUCGGGACCGGCAGGAGGGGGUGUCCUGGGGAAGGACUAGCAAUAAGGAUGGUUGGGCUGGCAUUAGGGUCUUUGCUUCAGUGUUUUGAGUGGGAAAGAACUGGUGAGGAAAUGGUGGACAUGAGUGAAGGGACUGGCCUCACCAUGCCUAAAGCUCACCCUUUACUUGCAAAGUGUAGGCCACGCCCAACAAUGUUUGCCCUGCUAUCUCAACUUCAAUAA
This is a messenger RNA of Pyrus x bretschneideri (Chinese white pear), 1583 nucleotides long. RefSeq names its product cytochrome P450 81Q32-like. The transcript is spliced from 2 exons. Lineage: Eukaryota; Viridiplantae; Streptophyta; Magnoliopsida; Rosales; Rosaceae. Gene Ontology annotation, molecular function: monooxygenase activity; iron ion binding; heme binding. The record is from RefSeq and is a predicted model, not a curated record. Bases 63 to 1583 code for a protein of 506 amino acids.